Tachysurus vachellii is the source of this 1225-nucleotide messenger RNA. RefSeq lists its product as uncharacterized. The record is from RefSeq and is a predicted model, not a curated record. The transcript is spliced from 3 exons. The coding region runs from base 123 to 866 and encodes 247 amino acids. NCBI's taxonomy places the organism in Eukaryota, Metazoa, Chordata, Actinopteri, Siluriformes, Bagridae.
AAUAAAAAUGCUGAUCCUCGAGACACACAGCUCACACACACACACACACACACACACACACACACACACCUGGGAGGACAAGAGCGGUUUGGAAACUGAGAUCAGACUGUUACUUUGCAGAAAUGGCUGAAUUUGAAGAGAUUAUUGAAGCAAUUGAAGAUGAGAUAGAAGGAGCAGAGGGAGAUAUUGAGGAACUACCUGAAGAAGCACAAGAAGAAAUAAGAAGUGAAAUAGCUGAAACCCGCACUGUGAUCGAAGAGCUUUCUACAACCCAGAGUAAGCUCAAAGAGUUCCUUUUAACCCUCAAAGAUUGUGUUUUUACAGUGGCCAAGUUCACUGCUAAAAAUAUAGCGAUUGGCGCCAUCCUGUGGGGGGUAAAUAUCGCUUUAAACAAGCUUCUUCCACACAGUCAAUCAGAAACCCACAAACGCAUGAGUAAUGUAAUAAAGGCCUUGAGUGAUGUGAUCAGUACUGAAGCCAAGAUAAACCAGAAGGCACUGGACUGGAUGAAGAUCCACAAGGAUGAUACCAUCUGUCUGGAUGGAAUUGAACUGCCAAUGGAAGCCAUUCUCUCUAAACCCCUCACACCUAUAGAACAGGCCACUGAAGAUGCCCAAACCAUCGCUAACUCCCUUCAAGAAACUGUUGAUGGGAAAAUUCAGUUUAAAUGUCCAACAGCAUACGACAUGAAAAAGUUCAUGGAAGUUACUGAAGUGUUCAUCAAGGCCUUCGGUAAUCUCCUCACCUUCAUUAAGGAGAAAGAAGAGAAGGUUGAAGCACUGAAGAGCUUCCCAGUAAAAGAGGAAGAUCUUAAGGAUCUAACAGAAAAGCUCUACGUGGCCAAGGCUUUACCACUGUGGGAUUAAAUGAUGAUCAGAUAAUCAGAUGUAGUCAGAAAUGGCAGAACAGAUCAUCAUCAGUUUGACUAAUUCAACAGUUUUAUCUACUAAAUUUAUUAGAUAUAUCCUCAAAUUAACAUUUUACUGACAACAUGUUAAUAUUUGCUUAUAAUAAAUUCAUCUUAAUUCCCUUGAUUGUAUUCGGAUGAGGAACGUUGAUGUUUUUCAAAUAAACAAAUUCAAAGUUUUUUUAUACAAAUCAAUAAAGUCUGAAAUCCGUCUCAUGAUGAACCAGUGACUGUUUUUCUGUUUCAUUAUAUUGGGAACAAUAGAACUGUAACCUGGAUCUGUUUCAUGUGCAUCAAUUAAAAUCAUUUUAAAACGUU